Diaporthe amygdali is the source of this 2769-nucleotide messenger RNA. RefSeq names its product glycosyltransferase family 20 protein. Gene Ontology annotation, biological process: trehalose biosynthetic process. Bases 1 to 2769 code for a protein of 922 amino acids. The record is from RefSeq and is a predicted model, not a curated record. Gene Ontology annotation, molecular function: catalytic activity. The transcript has 3 exons. Lineage: Eukaryota; Fungi; Ascomycota; Sordariomycetes; Diaporthales; Diaporthaceae. Gene Ontology annotation, cellular component: alpha,alpha-trehalose-phosphate synthase complex (UDP-forming); cytosol.
AUGACGGUCUUUAUUGCCUCCCUCUUCCUUCCAAAAACCAUCCACUUCAACCUCCCUGGCACCCCCUCAAAAAAUGCCAAGCUACUGCCGGAAAACCCGGCCCCCAAGAAGCCCAGACCCGCAGCUCCUCGAGCACAGCCGACCUUGUUCCCCGUUCCACAGUCCGACAUCACACCACCCGAGACCCCGAUCGAAGACGAGCCUGCGGAUGGCAUCUUUACCAACGAGGACGGACUGCGUAUCCACUACCCUCCCAAGGACGACCAAGCUUCGAGUGAAAGCAAGUCCAACUCAGGACCGGGAUACCCAGGACCAGGAUACCAGGGCUCUCCUGUUUGGGGCAGGAGGAGUGACCAGCCUGUCUCUCGUGCUAACACCCCUCCUCCGUCGUCACUCCUCGAGCAUAACAAGCAAUUAAAGGCCAAGGCGCAGGAGCUUGGCCGCCAGGGCAUCGUUCAGCCCCGAGCCCUCCAGCGAAGCGACAGCCACGACCGGGUCUUUGCCCACGCUGAAUGGAAGGUAGUUCACGCCGACCAAGGCAAUGGUGGGCUGCGACACGCUGCAGAGGCUGCCGCCCGCGAGGGUAAGCUCUCCGACGUCACCUGGGUUGGAACCCUCGGCAUGCCUACAGAUGCCCUCGAGGGCACCCAGCAGAAGCAGGAUAUCGAGGACCGACUUGCAACAGAAUACGACUCGCUCACCGUCUUCUGCUGCGACAAGGAUCUCGAUGGCCACUACUCGCACUUCUGCAAACAAAUUCUCUGGCCCGUCUUCCACUACCAGCUCCCAGACAACCCCAAGAGCAAGGCCUACGAGGAUCACUCGUAUAAGCACUAUGUCAACGUCAACCGAGCUUUCGCCGAUAAGAUCAUCAAGAAUUGGAAGAGGGGUGAUGUGAUCUGGGUCCACGACUACCACUUGCUGCUUGUGCCGGGGAUGGUUCGUGAGAAGCUGCCCGAGGCCAAGAUCGGCUUCUUCCUGCAUGUUGCUUUCCCUUCGUCCGAGGUCUUCCGAUGCUUGGCGGUCCGGAAGGAGCUCCUCGAGGGCAUGUUGGGGGCCAACCUGAUCGGUUUCCAAAUCCACGAGUACACGAGACAUUUCCUUCAGACUUGCAGCCGUCUGCUCAACGCAGAGGCAACGCCUGAUGGGUUACACCUCGAGGACCGUUUUGUCGAUGUCAUCAACCUCCCAAUUGGCAUUGACCCCGUGAGCUUGAGUGCCCACCGGGAAGAACCCGCAGUCAAGAGGUGGCUUGACGUGCUGCGCGAGCGCUACGCUGGCAAGAAGCUGAUCGUUGCGCGAGACAAGCUGGAUCACGUCCGAGGUGUCCGCCAGAAGCUACUUGCGUACGAGCUUUUCCUCAACACCAACCCUGAGUGGCGAGGAAAUGUUAUCCUGAUCCAAGUGGCCCUAUCAUCAAGCGAGAAGUCGGAACUCGACGCGACAGUGAGUGAUAUUGUCACUCGUAUCAACUCGUCCUACGCCAACCUCGCAUACCAGCCGGUCGUGUACCUGAAGCAAGAUAUCGACUACGCUCAAUACCUGGCUCUGCUCUCUAUUGCUGACGCGUUGAUGAUAACAAGUCAGCGUGAAGGCAUGAACCUCACAUCGCAUGAAUAUCUUUACUGCCAGGAUGGCAAGCACAUCGGCGAGAAAAAGCACGGAUCUUUGAUUCUCUCCGAGUUCACGGGCACUGCUUCGUUGUUCGGCGGAAAUGAACUGUCUGUAAACCCCUGGGACUACCGAGCGUGCUCUACUGCCAUCAGAAAAGCCCUAGACAUGGGCAAUGCCGAGAAGGAACAUCGCUGGAACAAGUUGCACGAGUGCAUCAUGGAGCACACUGGGGCACACUGGUUCACUGAGUUGAUGACACGGCUGGACCAUGCCCAUAACGAGCAGCAUCGCCACAACCAGACAUCUGUUCCACGUCUGAACGUAAAUAACCUCGUUCAGCGUUACCAGAGCAGUCAACGUCGCCUGUUCAUUUUGGACUACGAGAAUACUCUCGUCAACUGGGGACCUGUGAACCAAAUCAUUCCAUCUAGCCCUCAGCGCACUUUGGAUACCCUUAAUGAAUUGCUCUUGGACGAGCGCAACAUAGUUUAUGUAAUGUCUGGUCGACGGCCCGAGGAGCUGGAUCGACUAUUUCGACGCGUCCCUAAUUUGGGCCUGAUCGCGGAGAACGGCUGCUUCCUCAAGGACUGCGGCAGCGACGCCUGGACCGAGAUGGCGGAUCCUAAGCACAUCCGCGCGUGGAAGGAGUCUGUUAAGGGAAUACUCAACUACUACCUGGAGCGUACUCCCGGCGCCGAGAUCGAGGAGCGCCGCUGCAGCCUUAUCUUCCACUACAAGGGCGCGGAGAACUGGGAGCACGCCGUCAGCCAAGCGAGCGACUGUGCUUCCCACAUCAACGACGCCUGCGAGAACCAGCGAGUCCAUGCCAUUCCCACUGACGGCUCGGUAAUAGUGGAGCCGGUGGAUUGGACCAAGAGCACCGCCGCGGACAAGAUUCUUGAAGACUUGAAGACCCGUCUGCCUGCAGACGAGACGCACAAAAGUUCUGUGGAUUUCCUCAUGGUGGUCGGUGAUGGACGUGAUGACGAGAAGGUUUUCAGAUGGGCCAACACUCUUGGAGAAGAUAAGGUGGUCAAGGACGUGGUUACGGUGAGCCUUGGCAACCGGAACACGGAGGCAACAGCCACUUUGACACAGGGCGUGUCUGGGGUCUUGGUGGUACUCAACCGGCUGGCCUCCAACACCAAUGAGUGA